AUGGGUAGCAAAGCCCUUCCAGCCCCCAUACCAUUGCAUCCUUCCUUGCAACUGACAAACUACUCAUUUCUGCAGGCCGUCAACACCUUUCCAGCAGCUGUGGACCAUCUGCAAGGACUCUAUGGACUCAGUGCUGUACAGACAAUGCACAUGAAUCAUUGGACUUUGGGCUACCCCAAUUUGCACGGAUUUUCUUUCCCUGCCUUACCCUUUGCUACUCAUCUCUUUCACCCCAAACAAGGAACCAUUGCUCAUGUCAUCCCAGCCAUGCACAAGGACAGGCCCAGGUUUGACUUUGCCAAUUUGGCCAUUGCUGCAACCCAGGAGGACCCACCAAAGAUAGAGAUCAGCAAAUUGUCCCCAGACAGGAAACCUUCCAGAGGGAGGCUACCAUCCAAAACCAAAAAAGAGUUUAUCUGCAAGUUUUGUGGAAGACACUUCACUAAGUCCUACAACUUGCUCAUCCAUGAGAGGACCCAUACAGAUGAAAGGCCUUACACAUGUGAUAUAUGCCACAAAGCCUUCAGGAGACAGGACCACCUGAGAGACCACAGAUAUAUCCAUUCCAAAGAAAAACCCUUCAAGUGUCAAGAAUGUGGGAAGGGAUUCUGUCAAUCAAGGACUCUGGCAGUACAUAAAACCUUACACAUGCAGGUGAGAAUGGCCCGUUACAGGACCUUAAAGUAG
This is a messenger RNA of Staurois parvus, 687 nucleotides long. The record is from the annotation of a GenBank genome assembly. Lineage: Eukaryota; Metazoa; Chordata; Amphibia; Anura; Ranidae.